Messenger RNA from Drosophila kikkawai, 1034 nucleotides. RefSeq names its product proteasome subunit beta type-5-like. Gene Ontology annotation, molecular function: threonine-type endopeptidase activity. NCBI's taxonomy places the organism in Eukaryota, Metazoa, Arthropoda, Insecta, Diptera, Drosophilidae. The record is from RefSeq and is a predicted model, not a curated record. Gene Ontology annotation, cellular component: proteasome core complex.
AGACCGACCUAAAACUCACACGCUUUCAUUCGAUUUUCAACUUCGGAGCUAAAGACAACUCACAGCGGCUAAAGUAUUGACAAAUUGUAUAGUUUUGCUAACACUCUUGUUUUGGUUUUUAAUGUGCAAAAAUAUUUACACUUUCUAUAACAGAAUUACAUAUAUCUCGGCAGUUUUACAACCUUACAGCUUUUAAAUAACGAACCUUGAGGAGAUGAAUAACAACAACUUGGCGACAUUUUCACCCUUUAUGGGUCAAGGGAAACGCGAUGCUGACAUGAAGUUAAAUCACGGAACCACUGCUGUGGGAUUUGUCUACCAGGGCGGCAUUGUACUAUGCGCAGAUUCAAAAGUCACCCAGGGAAACGUCAUUCUAUCGAAGAGCAUGCUAAAGGCCUUACCGGUGGGUGACCACAUCAUGGCCACGGUAGCCGGCGCAUCCGCAGAUUGCUCCUUCUGGAUCCGGACUCUUGCCUGGGAGUCUCGCCUGCACGAGCUUAAGUACGGUGAGCCGCUGUCCCUCCUAGCCGCGGCCACAAUUAUCAGCAAUGUGUCGUUGGAUGAAUGGGACAAUGGCCGGAACCUCUACAUGGGAAUGAUACUGGCCGGCAUGGACGAAUCUGGUCCCGGCUUGGUCCGCAUCAACUGCGACGGCUUCAUCGUCCGGGGCACACUCUUUGCCGUAGGCAGUGGAUCGGAGAGAGCUCUGGAAAUCUUGAACACCGGUUUCGACUUCGAUCUCAGCGACCAGCAGGCCUUUGACCUUGGCUUUCGAGCCGUCUGCCACGCCUCGAUUGAAGAUGCCUAUACAGGCGGUUCGGUAAGCCUGCAUCACAUGGUCAAGAAUACCUGGAAGACUUUGGGGACUAAGACCUGCAAGGAGCUGCACGAAAACUUCAAAAAGGGCCUGAAUUAUGCUGGAGAGGGUGAGGACGAGGAGUUGUUACCACCCAAAAGGCUCAAGCUGGUUUAAUGUGUUUCUUAAUUGUUCUAUUUUGAUUUCUCAGCAUAAAAAGGUACAUUUCUUGACCAAA